Molecule: messenger RNA, 372 nt
Organism: Caenorhabditis remanei
Lineage: Eukaryota; Metazoa; Nematoda; Chromadorea; Rhabditida; Rhabditidae
Exons: 2
Coding region: 1-372 (123 amino acids)
Biological process (GO): protein-FAD linkage; tricarboxylic acid cycle; mitochondrial respiratory chain complex II assembly
Cellular component (GO): mitochondrion
Source: RefSeq, a predicted model, not a curated record
AUGACAAGUCGUCUCGCGCCAGUAGCUCGCCGCCUCUUCAGCGCUACACAGAUUUCUAGAAGCCUCACCAGGGCAGAAGUACCAGGAGAACAAAUAGACGCAAAAAGAGCUCGUCUUCUAUACCAGAGCAAAAAGCGUGGAAUUCUGGAGAAUGACAUCCUCCUGGGCGAUUUUGCAGAAGGAAACCUGAAAAAGAUGAACGAAACAGAGUUGAAAGCGUACGACAAACUGAUCAACGGCGAGCACAUGGAAUGGGACCUCUUCUAUUAUUUAUCAAACAAAAAGACUCCUCCAGAAGACGUCGAGAGUUGUCAAGUUUACCAGAAAGUUAAAAAAUUCGUCGAUGAGAAGAGAGUACCAAAGUCUUCAUAA